Sphaeramia orbicularis (orbiculate cardinalfish) is the source of this 2711-nucleotide messenger RNA. RefSeq names its product tumor protein p53 inducible protein 13 (gene tp53i13). Gene Ontology annotation, cellular component: cytoplasm. NCBI's taxonomy places the organism in Eukaryota, Metazoa, Chordata, Actinopteri, Kurtiformes, Apogonidae. The transcript is spliced from 9 exons. The record is from RefSeq and is a predicted model, not a curated record. Bases 324 to 2186 code for a protein of 620 amino acids.
GCUCUGCGUCAAACACGGGUGAAGUAGUGGAUGAAAACAGUCUGUGAGUACUUCUGAGAGUAUCUGUACUUCUCUGUUUUUUCCCUCCUUUCCUGUUGACCUCAAAUAAAACUCCAGUAAACACGGCUCGGUGUGACGGCUAACCGGUUACCUCCCUCAUCCACACUGGCUCGCCUCGCCUCACUUCUGUGGGACUUUGUAAAGGUGUGUUUUGGAAACAUGAAAGGUCAGGUCUUUGUCAGCGGCUCUUGAGACAGAAAAUCCGAGGAAAGAAAUGCCAACUCAAUGUGGGUCUGAUCACACCUGAGUGACUGGUUGUCAUCAUGCCGGGCCAAACCACGUCUCCGCCGCUGACAGUGACUGUGCUGGCGGCCCUGUGGGUCAGUCUGGGUCGGGGUGGUGUCUUCGGAUCCCCGGGGCCAGGAUGUGACAAUGGGAAGUUGUCAUUGGACAGGGACCUUCCUGCAGAUGCAGUGUAUUGGGAUUGUCCAGUGUCGUCUUGGACAAAGUCUUCUCAGAGACUUUCCAGUAUUGACACAGUGUAUGAUCCUGAGCCAGCCAGACCAACCUGCUUGGAUAAACCUAUUUCAUACAACUACUCCAUUCCUAACAGUGGUGCAUACAGACCAGUGAGUGCAGAGAGGGGUGAAUACUUGUACUGCCCUCCUCAACGAUGGCUAAAUAACUUGCACCAUGGAGCUACUGUUUUGCUCUACCAUCCUUGUACUCCUCUCCAUGAGCGUCUCCUUUUGUCUGCACUGGCUCGUUCGUGUCUGUCCGACUACAUCCUUACCCCACACCACCAGCUUCAUAAACACAUGCCAGUAGCUUUGGUGUCCUGGGGUCGAACUUUGGAGGCUUCCACUGUGGCCUCUUCACAAAUAUGUGAUUGGCUGGAGAGCGCAAGAUCCACAAGAAGUCAAGUCAGUGAAGUGAGCCACAGCAGGAGGUACAACCUGCUGUUGACCUGGCCGGCAGAGCAGCACUGGCACUCGUCUAAAAUGAAGGGGUCUUUGAAGCAGUGCUGCGAGCAGACCAUCACCCAGCUGCUGAAUGAAGUAAUGAAGGCAGAGCAACGUUCAAGUGCGAAUGCGAGAGGAGUGGGACAAAUGGAAGAGGGAGACAAAAGCAGACUGAGAAGGGCUGCCGACAGAGAAGAUGUUGAAGAUGACAGCAAGAAAGACAAGCCAACAGCAAAAGUAGACAGUACUUUGAGUAAUCAGACUAACGAAAUCGGCCGAAAUCUCCAGAAUUACAACAGCACAAUAAGUCCAGCAGUACAUUCUGUCCCAGGGAACAGGAAGGCCUCAGAUCACACUGCCCCACGGGAAGCUUCUCGGUCUGAAAUCCCAAAUCAAAAUCUAGGACUUGCUCCCACACCCAAAAAUCCUUUAGUGUCAAAUAUCUCAGGGGCCGCACGUGACUCUGACUCUUCAAGAUUCAAGGCAUCUCAGUUUCACAAGCUAACAACGAAGCCCAGUUAUAAACAAAGUCACCUGAGAAACUCAAAGCCUUUAGCUGGGGUGGACGAGAAAGACAACCAUAGUGUCAGAAACGAAGCUUUGACACUUGGUCCCAAAAAUGAAGGUACAGAGUCAUCCAAACAGAGAGACUCAGACUCUAAACACAGCAUGAGAGUGAAAAACUCUCAUAAAGACACUGCAGCAGACGGGAAGAUGAAGGAUAAUGAAGUAGUAGAUGUAGAAGAAAGAGAGGCAGAUCCUAACCACAGGUACAGUCAUACACACUCUCACAACAAAAGUGAACAGAUCGGCUUUGACUCCCAGCAGUACCCAAACCCACAGCCGGUCAGUGACACCCAGGACUGUGGCUGGUGCACCGCAGGCGAGCCCUGCGAAUGCCCUAAAGGCUCAGCGGCCGAGAUUCGAGCCGCUGCGGUGAAUCAUGGUUUACUGAGGACCCCCAGGACGGAUGAAGCGGUGUGGGCGGCGGCAGCGCUCGGCUUCCUGCUGGUUCUUUUGACACUGUCAGUACUUCACACCCGCCUUUAUCGCCACUGGAGGACCGCGCCCAGUCUGUACUGGCACGACCCACGGCAGGACUACGACAGUGUGGCAGAUGUGAUCCGCAGGAGGAUGCAAAUUUCCAAGAGGAGGCGGAAAAGAGGCAGAAGACAAGAGUGUGUUCUCCUGCCAAGCUCUUCCAGUUCAGAUGACUAUCCAUGAAAAUGAAGGAAACAUCCCGGAGAAUGUUACAAUGUGCAGAGGAAGUCAGAUUAUACGUACCCAGAAGUGUUCAGAAUCACAUUAUUAGGUCGUCAGUCUCCAUGAUCACACCGUUCAUACACUUUACAUGUGCCUGUCGGUUUCCUGGAUGCACCUCCUCUGCCAAAACGGGGCAGGCUUUUGCUGGAACACCUCAGUCAUCGGUACUAUUACUGUUGGUAAAACUAGGCCCUUUUCAGUAUCUGCUGAAGGAAAUGAAAACACUUUACACACUCUCAGAAGGCCCUUUUGUUGCUGGAGCUGCCAGAACACAAAGGACUGGAGUUUUUAAACAUGUUGUCAGUGAUUAGUUUUGUGUGUAUUGUUUUUAAUCGGGUUCUUUGUAACUUGAAGGUCUAGUACUGUAUGUAAAAAAUGGAAGUUGCUGUUAUAAGCAACGCUUCGCUGAAUGAAUGGUACAAACACGAGGUGGUGUUUUUGAUGCUGUUUUAGAUUUCUACAAAGACAUUAAAUCACCUGACAGAU